UCAGUGUUGUUGUUGUUCACUUGUUUAAUGUUUAGUUGUUUUAACGCGAUUCGAGCUUAUUGUACACUUCACACGACCACUGUGCAAAUUUUAAAAAGUUACGACUAAACGACGACUUAAUAAUUUUAAAUCGCAUUAGCGACUGAAAGAUCGACGAAUUUUAACGCGAUACGAGUGAUCGUAGUAUUCACUUCCGCCGACGGGAAUAGAUCGUGAGAUCUCUUUUCAUCUCGAUCGUGGUUCUCGCAUCCGACCGGACGUAUUGGCCUAUAAAUAAACACGCACGCAGAACCGAACAUGUCGACCACGACGUUCCGCAAUUUCGCCCGUUCGUUCGGGUCGAAAAUUGAAAAGCCAGUACGUACACAUUUAGUCAAUGUGUAUGCCUGUUUGACAGUAUCUAUGAUAUCAGCAGCAAUUGGGGCUUAUGUACAUGUUUUCACAAACUUUUUAAGUGCUGGAUUAUUUACAACUCUGGGUGCUACUGGAUUACUUUUAGCACUUAUGUACACACAAGAUAAUGGAAAAAAUCGAUCUCUCAGAAUGAGUUAUUUAGUUGGAUUUACUUUCUUCACUGGUCUUGGAAUUGGUCCAGUCUUAGAAUAUGUUAUCCAUGUGGACCCUAGUAUCAUACCAACAGCAUUUUUGGCAUCUACAUUGGUAUUCACAUCAUUCAGCUUGUCUGCCAUUUUUGCCGAACGUGGAAAAUGGCUUUAUCUAGGUGGUACUUUAAUGUCGUUGCUGUCUGUCCUCAUGUGUUUGUCUUUGGCCAAUUUAUUCCUUGGUUCAGAGCUUAUAUUCAAGAGUUAUCUUUACCUUGGACUUGCGCUAAUGAGUGGUUUUGUUUUGUACGAUACUCAGUUAAUUAUGGAAAAAAGAAGAGCAGGAGACAAGGAUUUCAUUGCUCAUUCUAUUGAUCUCUUUGUGGACUUCAUUGGAAUUUUCAGAAGACUGCUAAUCAUUUUAGCACAAAAGGAACAAGGAUCAAAGAAGCGCAAAGACUGAAUGGAAACCUCAUUUUUAAA
Messenger RNA from Diuraphis noxia (Russian wheat aphid), 1025 nucleotides. RefSeq names its product Bax Inhibitor-1 (gene BI-1). Gene Ontology annotation, molecular function: enzyme binding. Gene Ontology annotation, biological process: negative regulation of RNA splicing; negative regulation of apoptotic signaling pathway; negative regulation of endoribonuclease activity. The record is from RefSeq and is a predicted model, not a curated record. NCBI's taxonomy places the organism in Eukaryota, Metazoa, Arthropoda, Insecta, Hemiptera, Aphididae. Gene Ontology annotation, cellular component: mitochondrial membrane.